AGCUAAACGAGAUGGAACUCUUCAAUGUGAAGAUGCAGAAAAUUAAAAAUGACAGACGAAAUCCCAAAUGUUCUCUCAUUUGCGAAUUACACCAACUAUAUACCAAUUUUGGGAACCGUUCUUAGUUUCAUUCUGAUCGUUUUUGGGAUUUUAAGAUUAAAUGAUGAAAAUAUUUUUCGCAAUUUUGGUGCAGUGACUAGAUUUGAAGAAAAAAUGGAGCAACCAGGAUACAAAUUACAGAAUCCAUUCAGCAUUGUGCUAUCACCUGAUUUGAAACACUUAGAUUUGUCUUUAAAGCAAAGUUGCUUGAUAUACAUUUAUUGGGGAGCUGUGAUCACAGAAUUUUUCCAAGAAAUUCAAAAGCCUUGGUUAGAUAUACUGGAAAACUUAAAAGCAGGAGAGUGGUUGAAAGAGUCUACAUUGUUUGUAGAAACAGGGAUACAAUUAAGUCCAGGAAAACAUAAACAACUCAUGAAAAACCAACCAGAAGUGACAGGAGAGCUUUUAGGAUCUAGACCAAGAAAAAGAUACCCAGCAAUAGUUAUAACAGUCAUAGAAAAUAUAUCAGAUUUAACCAGCAGUUCAUAUCCUCAAAUUGUUGCAGUAUUUUCUGUGAUACAUGUUCAAGAUACAGUAUGUAAUAGUGAUACACACAUAAUGUACCAAUAUCUUAAAACAACAGACGACCAGGUGACAACAUUACAGCCUCUGUUUGUAUCACAGUUACAACAAAGUGAAGUAUCCCCAGGAGGAGAUAACUCCAUUAAUGAUAAUGACAAUGUGGAUUCACAUACAUCUGUCAGUCAAGACAAUGUAGCACAACAUAGCAGUAUAAUUGAAAACAGUGAUUUACAUAGACAGCCUCAGAGUGAAGACCAUCCUCAUACAGGAUCUAAUGGUAAAAAUGUACAGACACACUCAUCAGAAUGUGUAGUGUGUCAAACCAAAGAUGUAACAAUAGCCAUUCUACCAUGUCGUCAUGCAUGUGUUUGUGAUACUUGUUUACAACAGUUAGAUAAAUGCCCAAUGUGCCGUGGUUAUAUCGUGUCAUAUUUCAGAAUAGGAGAUGAAGACAAUUUUUCUUCUCAUGAUUCUAGUCAUAGAUCUUCUAGAGAAGGUAUAUCACAUAGUAGAUUGAAUGGUGAAAGUAGAUGGGAACAUUUCAACAGACGCAUCAAUGAAUUCCUAGGAUUUCAAUAAAUGGAUUAUUUUUAAUUUAUUGUUAUUUAUUUUCAUUCAUCAAGAAAUACAUUUUAUUUCAUUACAUAACAAGCAAAAGUAACGCAAUAGAUUUCAAGGAUUAAAUUAGUUUUGUGCUUAAAAAAUCUCAUUACAAUGAUAUGGAUAAGACAGAAUGGUAAACUUGCACUAAAUUUUAUCUCAAAUAUAAAAAUAUUUUAAUAUUAACUUAUUGAAAAGGUAGUCUCACUAAUACAACUAGU
Molecule: messenger RNA, 1442 nt
Organism: Mytilus trossulus (common blue mussel)
Lineage: Eukaryota; Metazoa; Mollusca; Bivalvia; Mytilida; Mytilidae
Product: cell growth regulator with RING finger domain protein 1-like
Exons: 6
Coding region: 49-1200 (383 amino acids)
Biological process (GO): negative regulation of cell growth
Source: RefSeq, a predicted model, not a curated record